Messenger RNA from Nicotiana tabacum (common tobacco), 1636 nucleotides. Lineage: Eukaryota; Viridiplantae; Streptophyta; Magnoliopsida; Solanales; Solanaceae. The record is from RefSeq and is a predicted model, not a curated record.
UAUACUCGUAUAUUUAUAAAGCCUGAGAAAGCUGUAGCAAAAAACUCAAAACGUGCUCUUCUUAUCAUAAUAAUGGCCACCACCAAAAUCCAAGACGAAUCCGACAAAGAAAGCACCACUUCUUCUUCACUAACAAUGGCGGAAAAUUCUACUCCUCGGAGUUGGAUGAGUAGUACUACAAAUCUCAGCUUCAGCAGCAGUCGUCGGACCUCCAUUUCUACAGAAACUCCAUAUAAUUUCUCCAACUCUCACAAACCCCACAAGUCAAAUCAAAUCCCUUGGGAACUCAUUAAAAAACUCCGAGUCAAAACAGGUCAAAUCAAACUCGAACAUUUCCGACUUCUCCGCCGUGUAGGUGGCGGAGACAUCGGAAAUGUUUACGUAUGUGAAAUUAGAAACCCUAUUGUAAUCAGUAAUUGGCCAGAAAAUUACACUAUGUCGCGAGGGUUGCUGCCGCAGUGUUUUUAUGCAAUGAAAGUUGUGGAUAAAGAAGCGCUAAUAAUAAGGAAAAAAUUGCAGAGAGCAGAAAUGGAGAAGGAAAUAUUGGGAAUAAUUGAUCAUCCAUUUUUGCCAACUUUAUAUGCUCAGUUUGAAGCUUCGCAUUAUUCUUGUUUGGUUAUGGAGUAUUGUCCAGGUGGUGAUUUGCAUGCCGCCCGGCAACGGCAACCGGGAAAAAGAUUCAGUAUUUCCUCUGCUAAGUCGUUCAUGCAUUUGACAAGUUCUUUUCUUNUUUUAGCACUAGAAUAUCUCCACAUGAUGGGAAUAGUAUACAGAGAUCUAAAGCCAGAAAAUGUUUUAGUAAGAGCAGAUGGUCACAUUAUGCUUUCAGAUUUUGAUCUUUCUUUCAAAUGUGAAGUCAUUCCAACACUUAUAAAAUCCAAACCUAAACCAAAUGACCAAAAAAACACAAGUUGCAUCUCAAAACAUUCUUAUUGUUCUCUCCCUAUUCAACCAGUUUUAUCUUGUUUCUUAUCACCAAAAAUAGAACAAAAAAAAGUUGAAAUUCAAGAUCAUAAUUCAGAAAUUGUUGCUGAACCUAUAAAUGCGCGAUCGCGAUCGUUCGUUGGUACACAUGAAUAUUUAGCUCCGGAGGUAAUUUCUGGACAAGGACAUGGAAGUGCAGUAGAUUGGUGGACAUUAGGAGUUUUUUUAUAUGAACUUAUUUUUGGUACUACACCUUUUAAAGGAGAAAACAAUGAGAAAACUUUGGUCAAUAUUUUGAAAAAAUCAUUGACUUUUCCAAGAAUUGGGAUAAGUAGUACUAGUAAAGAGUAUGAAGAAAUGGUGAAAGUUCAAGAUUUGAUUAGUAGAUUAUUAGUGAAAAAUCCAAAGAAGAGAAUUGGAAGUUUAAAGGGGUCAGUUGAGAUUAAGAGGCAUGAUUUUUUUAAAGGUGUAAAUUGGGCUUUAAUUAGGUCAAUUAAGCCACCAGAAAUUCCAAGUGAUCAUUUGGUGAAAUUGAAGAGUGCUAGAAAUGCUGCUGCUGUUAUUCCAAAGUUGAGCAAGAAACAAAGAGAAGAACCUUAUCAGAUUCCUCAGUAUUUUGAUUACUUUUAAAGAAUGUAAAUAAUAAGGGUAAUUAAUUAGCAGGAUAGAGUUGUAAUCAUGUAUGUUUAUGAAAGGAGAGCUAGUUGUUUUA